This is a messenger RNA of Eremomyces bilateralis CBS 781.70, 1127 nucleotides long. Its product is annotated as NAD(P)-binding protein. Lineage: Eukaryota; Fungi; Ascomycota; Dothideomycetes; Eremomycetales; Eremomycetaceae. Gene Ontology annotation, biological process: phosphatidic acid biosynthetic process; triglyceride catabolic process. Bases 84 to 1043 code for a protein of 319 amino acids. The transcript is spliced from 2 exons. Gene Ontology annotation, cellular component: lipid droplet; endoplasmic reticulum. The record is from RefSeq and is a predicted model, not a curated record. Gene Ontology annotation, molecular function: acylglycerone-phosphate reductase (NADP+) activity; triacylglycerol lipase activity.
UAGCGCCACUGUAGACCUUCGCUGGGCCUCUCACAGCGUACCCACAGUGAGCUUAGUCUAAUUACCCCGGACCCUUAAACAUCAUGACAUCCCCCUCCAAACCCCCCCGCUCAGUCCUCAUCACCGGCUGCAGCGCCGGCGGAAUCGGCGAUGCACUCGCCCAAGAGUUCAAGAGACGCGGUCUGCGCGUGUUCGCGACUGCCCGCGACGUGGGCAAGAUGGCGCACCUCGAGAAGCUGGCGAUCGAGCUGCUAGAGCUGGACGUGACGGACGAGGAGAGCGCGGCGAGGGCGGCGGCGGAGGUGGGGAGGCGGACGGGGGAGCGGUUGGAUAUCUUGGUGAAUAACUCGGGGGCCGGAUACAUGGUCCCGAUUACUGAUAGCAAGCUAUCUACCGCUCGGAAUCUCUUUGAGACCAAUCUCUUCUCCAUCUUCAUCGUCACGUCGGCGUUCAUGCCCUUCCUCAUUGAAUCCCGCGGCCUCGUUGUGAACAAUAGCUCUGGUAACGAUCGGAUCCCGUCCGCAUACCACUCCUGGUAUAAUGCCUCCAAGGCCGCCGUCACCAAUCUGGGCGAUAGCAUGCGCCUGGAGUUCGCGCCGCUCGGGGUGAGGGUCGUCACUAUUGUCACGGGCAGUGUGAAGACCAAGUUCAUGAGCAACGUGGUGAACUUCAAAGAGGCGGCCGUGACGCCCACCGAAACCGAGGCCGCAUCCCAGGAAUCGGCGCCGGCCCCGAAACCCUCGGAAUACCAGCUAAUCCCACCGACGAGCUACUACUACCCGCUUCGCGACGUAAUCGAAAAGCGGGAAUGGAUGUUCGAAACCAUGAAGCCCCUGGAUGUGGAUAUCUAUGCGCAACGAGUGGUCGGCGAUUUGCUGGGGAACCCGUCGCCCCGGAUAUAUCGUGGAUCGGCAUCUAGCUUGGCCUGGGCAUUAGCCAAAUUCGUACCCCAAGGAUGGUUGGACGGUUACCUACGGAAGAUGAGCGGGCUUAAUACACUUGAGCCGAAUUUCCCGAAGAAAAACCCGGCAGAAACGAGCUGAGGAUUGGUGGCUGCGUUGCGCACCAGCUUGUUUGAAAGUUGUUCGAGGAGAAGCUGAGCGUCGAUUUCGUGUAUAUUUCAGGGG